Molecule: messenger RNA, 986 nt
Organism: Cynara cardunculus var. scolymus (artichoke)
Lineage: Eukaryota; Viridiplantae; Streptophyta; Magnoliopsida; Asterales; Asteraceae
Product: farnesyl diphosphate synthase 2
Exons: 11
Coding region: 7-921 (304 amino acids)
Biological process (GO): trans, trans-farnesyl diphosphate biosynthetic process
Cellular component (GO): cytoplasm
Molecular function (GO): (2E,6E)-farnesyl diphosphate synthase activity; dimethylallyltranstransferase activity
Source: RefSeq, a predicted model, not a curated record
CUGCAGAUGCUUGACUACAAUGUACCUGGAGGAAAGCUGAACCGAGGCCUCUCUGUUGUGGACAGCUACAAGUUGCUUAAAGGAGAUGAAUUAACAGACGACGAAGUUUUUCUUGCUUGUGCUCUUGGUUGGUGCGUCGAAUGGCUUCAAGCUUAUUUUCUUGUACUUGAUGACAUUAUGGACGAGUCCCAUACACGCAGAGGUCAACCCUGCUGGUUCAGAUUACCCAAGGUUGGUAUGAUUGCAGUGAAUGAUGGAGUUGUUCUUCGCAACCAUGUCCCCAGAAUCCUAAAGAAACAUUUCCGAGGGAAGGCUUAUUAUGCGGAUCUACUGGAUCUCUUCAAUGAGGUCGAAUUCCAGACGGCCUCUGGACAAAUGAUUGAUUUGAUCACUACACUUGUGGGAGAGAAAGAUCUAUCCAAGUAUUCUUUGUCUAUUCACCGUCGGAUUGUUCAGUUCAAAACUGCCUAUUACUCAUUUUACCUUCCGGUUGCGUGCGCACUCCUUAUGUUCGGGGAGAAUCUGGAUGAUCAUGUUCAAGUGAAAGACAUCCUUGUCGAAAUGGGUACCUAUUUUCAAGUGCAGGAUGAUUAUCUCGAUUGUUUUGGUGCUCCUGAGGUGAUUGGCAAGAUUGGAACAGAUAUUGAAGACUUCAAGUGUUCCUGGUUGGUUGUGAAAGCACUGGAACUUGCCAAUGAGGAACAAAAGAAACUUCUACACGAGAAGUAUGGAAGAAAGGAUCCAGCAAGCGUAGCAAAAGUGAAGGAACUAUACUAUACUCUCAACCUUGAGGGCGUGUCUGAGGAUUACGAGAACAAGAGUCACGAGAAGUUGAUCAAAUCAAUUGAAAGUCACCCAAGCAAAGCAGUACAAGCAGUGUUGAAAUCUUUCUUAGCAAAGAUAUACAAAAGGCAAAAGUAAAGUUUGGUGGAGUGACUCCUAUGUUGUCUGCCUUUUACCAAACACUUACCUGAUAAAAUUUAAUA